Thamnophis sirtalis is the source of this 751-nucleotide messenger RNA. The record is from RefSeq and is a predicted model, not a curated record. Lineage: Eukaryota; Metazoa; Chordata; Lepidosauria; Squamata; Natricidae.
UCCAGAUAAGGCUGGCGAGAGGAUUUUGCUUUCUUCCAAGACUCUGGGAGCAAACCAGAGGCAUCUGAGGUUUUCGCCAGCCCUCGGACACCUCCGGGGGAGUUUGGGGGCAUCUUCUGCCACAGAGCCAUAAGCCUGAAACCAACCACUUGGAAUGCAGGGAGGUGCUGUGAACUUUGACCUUUUCCCGGAUAAGCGGAGAUGGUCUGGGGAGCCGAGGAUGCCAGUAAAUGCUGCUUGCAACCUUUUCAUGGUGACUGUAGAGAAACGGAUCAGGGGUCUUUGAGGACGAGUGGGAGUCGGACCGAGAGAGCGACGCGGAGUCGGACUGCUUCACAGAAGGGUCGCUGGCGUUUCGCACGGGGGACCCUGAGCCCGCCGCCCUGGUUCCCGAGGCUCUUCGCGGCCACUCUACCCCGAAACCUGUUCGGUGUUGCAGCGUUCCCAUCGGGGCAUCCUCGGCGGCAGAUCUGGAGUGGGACCCCUCGGUGGACGUGGGGGGCUCCACCUCGCAGGACGAAGACUCCUCGUAUUACAGUGCUGUGGUGGCUGUUAAGGGAAAUCACUGCUGUGGUUCAAUUAGGAACAUGGUCGUUAAGUGAAUCUGGCUUCCCUAUGGACUUUGCUUGCGAGCAGGUCGCAAAACGAGAUCGCAUGACCCCCCGGGACACCGCGGCUGUCAUAAAUGUGAAUCACUGGGCCAAGCAUCUGAAUUUUGAUCCCGGGAUCGUUUGACGUCACAAAGGUCGUA